AUGGCCCUCGCUCGUCCUGCUUCAAAGCUUCCACCGGGUGCAAACCGUAUCCUUUUUGUGAAGAAUCUGAAUUACCAGAUCACCGGCGACGACCUCUACGAUUUAUUUGGACGUUACGGUAGCAUCCGUCAGAUUCGAAUUGGGAAUGAGCAGAAGUCGCGGGGAACCGCCUUCGUUGUAUUCGACGAUGUUAUGGACGCCAAAAAUGCACUUGACCACCUGAACGGGUUCCAUUUGCAAGAACGCUACAUUGUCGUUCUGUACCAUAUGCCUGCCAAACAGGAUGCGGCUGCUGCGAAAGCUGAUUUGGCACGUCGGGAGGAGGAGUUGGCCCAGCUGAAAAGGAAGCACGAUAUUAACGACGAGGACUGA
This is a messenger RNA of Fibroporia radiculosa, 372 nucleotides long. RefSeq lists its product as uncharacterized. The coding region runs from base 1 to 372 and encodes 123 amino acids. Gene Ontology annotation, molecular function: mRNA binding. Gene Ontology annotation, cellular component: cytoplasm; nucleus; ribonucleoprotein complex. The transcript is spliced from 3 exons. NCBI's taxonomy places the organism in Eukaryota, Fungi, Basidiomycota, Agaricomycetes, Polyporales, Fibroporiaceae. The record is from RefSeq and is a predicted model, not a curated record.